Sycon ciliatum is the source of this 2197-nucleotide messenger RNA. RefSeq names its product lysosomal Pro-X carboxypeptidase-like. The transcript has 17 exons. The coding region runs from base 89 to 1603 and encodes 504 amino acids. The record is from RefSeq and is a predicted model, not a curated record. Gene Ontology annotation, molecular function: serine-type exopeptidase activity; dipeptidyl-peptidase activity. Lineage: Eukaryota; Metazoa; Porifera; Calcarea; Leucosolenida; Sycettidae. Gene Ontology annotation, biological process: proteolysis.
UUUUGUAGGUGUCGUCGAGUUGUUUUUAAUAGUUUCUUGUCUGUUCUAGAAUGAAGAGGUGGAACAGGGAUUGAGAAAGUGUAGAACGAUGUUGAAAAUUCUUGGUGCCGUAUGGCUCCUUGCACUAUCCUGGCAUCAUGCUCAUUCUUUUAGAGCCGUGUUUCCCACACCUCAGCAACCGGACGUGGACAAGGAUUUGCAAUAUGACUAUGAGUGGAAAACGAAAUAUAUCGAACAAAAGAUUGAUCACUUUGGAUUCGCUGAGGAUGGUUCCUAUGAGCAGCGCUACCUUAUCAACUUAGAUCAUUUCCAAGCCGGUUCUCCCAUCUUCUUUUAUACGGGCAAUGAAGGAGAUAUUGAACUGUUCGCUGCUAACACAGGGUUCAUGUGGGAGCUGGCUGAAGAGUUUCAUGCUGCUGUAGUGUUUGCUGAACAUCGUUACUAUGGUCAAUCUAUGCCUUGUGGUGCUCAGUCUUAUUCGACUCCAGAGAAGUUGAACUAUUUUACAAGUGAACAGGCUCUGGCAGAUUAUGCUGUUCUGGGUGAACGUUUGAAGGAAGAGUUGUCAUCUACGAAGCUGAUUGCUUUUGGUGGAUCAUACGGUGGUAUGCUGACAGCCUGGUUUCGUAUGAAGUAUCCCCAUGUUGUUGAUGGUGGCUUGGCUGCGUCUGCUCCUAUCUUCCAAGGAGAUACGUUGUGCUCAGCUUUCAGUGAAGUCGUUACGAAAGAUUUUAGUGAAGUCAGCCUUGGAUGUUCGCAUGGUAUCCGGGACAUAUUUCAGAGACUUCCUCAUAUCCUAAGUAGUGUUGGUUCAGAUGCUUUUGCUGAGAAGAUAAAGCUUUGCAAUUCAUCCAUGGCCAAGGACUUCUCUGAUUGGUUACAAGGCAUCUUGGCUUACAUGGCUAUGGUGAACUACCCCUACCCUGCUAGUUUCUUGGAGCCUCUUCCCGCUUGGCCAGUAACGGAAGCGUGCAGAUUUCUGAACAAAACAGCCUACACCGAUGAAGAGCUUCUGACUGCCAUGGCAGAACUGAGUAAUUUCUACCAGAACUACGCCCAUGAAGUGCAGUGCAUCAACACAUCUAGCUUUGCGUACAAGGGACUGGGAAACACUGGCUGGAACUACCAGUCAUGUACAGAAAUGGUAUUCCCUUCUUGCAACAAUCCUGCCACAGACUUUUUCCCACCAGCUAAGUGGAACUUUAGUUCCUUUGCCAAGUCCUGCCAGAAGCAAUUCCAUGGCACAUUACCUCGCGAGCACUGGUUGACAACCCAGUACGGAGGUCGCUCUUCUGCUAAACUAUUCUCCGGUCACAGUAACAUCAUAUUCAGUAAUGGCAAACUCGAUCCCUGGUCUUCAGGAGGAGUGCUAGAGACGACUAAUCCAGAGAUUUCAGUGAUACUGAUCGCCGAAGGUGCUCAUCAUUUAGAUCUGCGAAGGUCUAAUCCACGUGAUCCAGCAUCUGUUAUCCAGGCCAGAGCUCAAGAGAAAGCUAUUAUUGCACGCUGGGUAGGAAAGGCACCAGUAGAAGCAGAAGGAACACGCUGGUUAAGGAAGACGGUGCAUGAACCUGUGUCGGAAGAGUGGCUUACGUCCAGAUAAUCUGCUGAGACUAUCCCUUCUUUGCAAGGUAUUAUUUACGCAUUGCUCCCUGCUCAGUGCCGUCAACACAGUAUACGUCACCAUACUCAUUGCUCCCUGCAGUCAUCAGUCAGCAUCCACUGCAGUCAGCAGCCAGCAGUCAGCAUCCACUGCAGUCUGCGCUCUGGGCUGCUACAAAACAUCUUGUAGAGUGGGACUAUAGAUUAUGCCUCGAGUAUGUUUACUUGCACAGUUGACAUUCCGUGCUGCCACAUCCACCGCCCCCAGUCUGCUAGUUGUCGCAUAACUGCGUUGUGCACAGCUGCUAUGACUAACCGUUAAUAGCAGUUGUCGGCUGAUGUGGCUUAUCGUCUAGUCACAAUGGAGUCAGUACCGUUGCCUGCAGUUUCAGGGGCAUCUUUGCUUUCGUUUUAGUGUCAUCUUCCUGUACUUCCCGUUAGCUUUCGUCAUACUUGCACUUGGAUUAGGCUACGCCGCAGUGACUUAGUCCAGCAGUCUACUUCUCCUAGUCAUUUAGGUCAUGUGAGUUUGUCAUUGUGAAUACUUUAGGUCAUGUGAGUUAGUCAUUGUGAAUACUUGUGUUAUUUGAAUAUA